Molecule: messenger RNA, 525 nt
Organism: Zasmidium cellare ATCC 36951
Lineage: Eukaryota; Fungi; Ascomycota; Dothideomycetes; Mycosphaerellales; Mycosphaerellaceae
Exons: 1
Coding region: 1-525 (174 amino acids)
Source: RefSeq, a predicted model, not a curated record
AUGACUGAAGAGGACAUUGACCCCGAAGAGACCGAGGAGUCAAUCGAAGAUCCACCCUCUUUGGAGCUUCUGAACCUCUUGCCAAACCCGGAUGAGAUGCCAUUGGAAGACUAUCUCAAAGCUAUGGGCGUCUUCUGCAUACAAAUGCACAACCACCUCCACCCCGUCGAGAUCGCCAAGCUCGCGCCACUCUUCGUCUCAUCAAAGUUCCACGUAAAGGCCAGCCCCGAGAUAUACAUGAUCGCCACAUCGCUCAAGGAAUAUCUGUCCAAUGUCAAGUACUUCCGCAAGACGAAUCCACACUAUCAUGUGGUUUCCAAAAAUUUGUCUGUCGACCUGAACGAAGAAUUGGGCGAGGCGACUUUGAUCGCCACCAUGGAGACUCACGGGCUGCUCGGCGCCAGCGAUAAUCUUGUCCGCCAGAGUGUGUACAUGGGUCAUUGGAGGCGCAGGAAGCACACUGGACGGUGGUAUGCCCAGAGGCUGGAGAUCAUUCGAGGACCUGGAUCGGAGCCGACUUUCUGA